AUGCAGUCGCCCCGAGAUGAAGCAAAUGAGCAUCCCGACAGAGCAGACGGGCGAGCUGACGAAUACAGCAGCAGUGGCCGCAGAAGGUUUCGUUUAAAGACCAAAUCUUCAUCUAAGCAUAAGCAUAGUGAUGAGGCGCUGCCCAAGCGCCACAGUGAGCGAGAAAGCCGCCGCAGUCACCGCCAUCAUAAGCGCCGCAAGCGCUCUCACAUAGAACAAGAGACAACAAGCCCUCCACUUUCGCCAAAUACCGCAUUCAGAGAAUCUCUUUUUGAUGCUAUGGCAGAUGAUGAAGGAGCGGCAUACUGGGAAGGGGUUUACGGGCAACCGAUUCAUACUUAUCCUCGACCAGACAUUAAAGAUCAACGUGGAGAGCUGGAGCGAAUGACUGAUGAAGAAUACGCUGCAUUUGUUCGGGCAAAAAUGUGGCAGAAGACCCACGAGGCUGUAUUUGAAGAGCGAGAACGGCGCCGUCGAGUUCGUCAGGAAGAGAAGGCGAAGCAGCAACAGACUACAAAGGAGAGUGACCGGGAAGCAUUCGAGAGAAUGAUCGAUGAAAGCCUACGUCGUGGAAAGGAGAGAAAAGAAAAUAAAAAUCAACUCAAUAUGUGGACAGAAAUUUGGGGCCGAUAUCUGCGUAGCUGGGUAAAGCUAGAUGCCCGUGCUCAAGACACUGCAGCUGCUUCUAGCGUCCAGAAGACACCACCUGAUCCACCCGCCUCGCUGCUUCGUAACUCCAUCGUAUGGCCUGUUCGUUCUGGACAACGAAAAGAUAUUACACCACACGCCGUCGAAGAGUUUAUUCGGAAUGUACCAUUUAAACCGCAGGUGACAGGCAAGACGCGAGUUUCUGAACAAGAAACAGUCUCAUAUUACCCCGAUGUUCUUACAGCUUUAAAAACAGAGCGUGUUAGGUGGCAUCCAGACAAGGUAAAACAUAGAUAUGGAAUUUUAGGUAUGGAAGAACAGCUUUCGAGAAGCGCAACGGAAGUCUUCCAGAUCCUAGAUAAAAUAUGGGUAGAAGAGCGCGCUAAAACGGCAGGCGCCUAG
Molecule: messenger RNA, 1050 nt
Organism: Ophidiomyces ophidiicola
Lineage: Eukaryota; Fungi; Ascomycota; Eurotiomycetes; Onygenales; Onygenaceae
Exons: 1
Coding region: 1-1050 (349 amino acids)
Biological process (GO): canonical NF-kappaB signal transduction
Source: RefSeq, a predicted model, not a curated record